This is a messenger RNA of Polychytrium aggregatum, 671 nucleotides long. RefSeq lists its product as uncharacterized. The record is from RefSeq and is a predicted model, not a curated record. NCBI's taxonomy places the organism in Eukaryota, Fungi, Chytridiomycota, Chytridiomycetes, Polychytriales. The transcript has a single exon. The coding region runs from base 48 to 500 and encodes 150 amino acids.
GUCGUCUCUGUCUCCUCUCCCGCUCGACAUCACUGCUGCUCUGCGUCAUGAAGCUCUCGAUCGUCGCUCUCGCCGCUACCAUGCUCCUGGCCUCGUCGGCCCUGGCCGGUCCCCAUGUCCGCCGCCAAGUCGAUCCCUCCCAAGACUCCUCGGACAGCGCCCAGCCUUCCGCAACUCCCGACGUUCCCGUCUCGGCCACUUCCCAGCCUGUCGAGCCAACCGAGGCAGCGUCUUCGACAGACGUGACAACAGCAGUGGUCUGGACCUCGCCUGAGCCUCUGGCUCCGUCAACUUCGGCUGUGGCUUCGGCCUCGUUCUCGGCCGCCCCCGUUUUGAAGCCGACUUCGGUGGUGCCCGUCCCUCCCGCUCCCUCCCAGAGCGCCAGCCCGACCAGCGGCACAUCCAAGAGCGACGGCUUCAGCAGCCACUCCCACCUGAGUAUCGCGGCCGCUGUUGGCAUGGCUGCCAUCGCGACUGCCAUCAUGACCGCCUGCCUGUAGCUCGACAGACCCGCUACUGGCCCUAUCCAAGUUUCACCAGAGGCGUUUGCUUUCUCGACAUGGCCAUCCCUGAGAGUAUACAGAACGCAAUUCUCCAUCUGUUUGUGUAUUGACAAGGGGCUCAAUACAUGUAUUACUAUGACGUCGCUGGCCCCCAGCUAUCCAUGCCAU